Molecule: messenger RNA, 486 nt
Organism: Colletotrichum spaethianum
Lineage: Eukaryota; Fungi; Ascomycota; Sordariomycetes; Glomerellales; Glomerellaceae
Exons: 2
Coding region: 1-486 (161 amino acids)
Source: RefSeq, a predicted model, not a curated record
AUGGGAAUCAUCAAGUCUAUUUACCAGAUUGCUCAGCCAAGCAACAAAGAUGGAACUUUCCUCCAACUGAACCUUGGCAUCAUUGCCGCCUGCGCACCAGCGUUAAAGCCACUCGUUGGUCGAGCUCUAAAAAUAAGUUCGAGUCGCCAUUACAACAGCGAUAACCUGUACGAGAACCGUUACCCGACUGGUCGAACCGGCCGAACCGUAAAUAUCACGGCGACUGCAAAGAGACAAGGCUACAGGGAACAAGGAAGCCAGGGAGCGCCUGAAUUUGAACUUGAAGAACAGGCGUUUUCGCAGAGCGCGGAGUAUUACCGGACCAGUAUCAAAGCAGGAAAUCAUGCGGCAGCCGUGGCGGUGUACCAGAAGAAAGACAGUUUUGGCGAUAGGUCAGGAAGCGAGGAAAUGAUUUUGGACACGGACCCCAAGUUUGGGGAGGGUAGAGGCAUCAUGAGGACGACCGAGGUACACAUCCAGCGCUAG